This is a messenger RNA of Colletotrichum graminicola M1.001, 1320 nucleotides long. Its product is annotated as chalcone-flavanone isomerase. Bases 1 to 1320 code for a protein of 439 amino acids. The transcript has a single exon. NCBI's taxonomy places the organism in Eukaryota, Fungi, Ascomycota, Sordariomycetes, Glomerellales, Glomerellaceae. Gene Ontology annotation, molecular function: intramolecular lyase activity. The record is from RefSeq and is a predicted model, not a curated record.
AUGCUUCGCCCACGCACUCUCCGGGCUCUGCCCAGGGGUCUGCAGCAGCCCGCCGUCCGAACCGUCUCGCGGCGCACCUUCUCCUCUCGCCGGCGCAACUCGUCGUCCCGCCCCGACGAAAAGUACCGCCUCGAACGCCCCGACGAGGCACGCUCCAACUACGACCGCGACCGCGCCUACUGCCUCGGCUGGAGCGCUCUUUUUGGCCUCAUAUCCUUGAUCUACACGUGCAACAUAAUCCGCAAGGACCUCGCCGUCCACUACAAGCGCAAGGCCGCCCUCGACAAGGCCACUCUCGAAAGGGCCGCCUUCAUAAAGGCCGCCGCUGAAAAGAAUCGCAACAGCUACCAGGACGGCGACGGACAUCACAACAGUGACGGCUACGACGACAUUUACAGCAACAAUGACGACAUUGACAACAACAACAACGGAUCCGGCUUCCAGCUCGACUCGUCGGUGCCGACCGAGACCUUCAAGACCGAGGCCGGCAGCAAGCGCAAGGUCGUCAUCCAUGAUGACGAGGGCAGGGAGCUCGUGCCCACGGGGAACAAGACGGUGCCCACCUUCCCCCGGACCAUCGACCUCUCCCUCAGCCAGCCGCACCGCGACGACCCAGCCGCCGCGCCCAUCGCCGCCUCCGUGGCCGACUCGGACGGCGUCGAGUACACGCUCGUCGGUCUCGGCAUCCGCACCGUCACCUUCCUGGGCAUCCAGGUCUACAUGGUGGGCUACUACGUCGCCACCGCCGACGUCGCCCGGCUGCAGCGCCACCUCACCCGGAAGAUCGACCCCAUCGCCACGACGCUCGUGCCCUCGGAACGCGACAGCCUCAAGGCCAAGCUGCUGGACCCCCGGGAGGGCGAGGCGACGUGGUCGGAGCUCCUGCAGGAGGUCGGCUGCCGCACCGCCUUCCGCAUCGUGCCCGUCCGCGACACCGACUUCCCCCACCUGCGCGACGGCUUCGUGCGGGCCAUCACGGCGCGGUCCGCCGCCGACAAGACGGCCUACGGCGACGAAGCCUUUGGCGAGGCCAUGCGCGAAUUCAAGAGGCUGUUCAACCGGGGCAAGCUGCAGAAGGAGCGGGAGCUGCUGCUCUGCCGCGACGGCAGCGGCGCGCUCGAUGUCGUCCUCGACGACGGCACGAGCUCCGGCAGGCAGACGAUCGGCAGGGUGGAGGACGAGCGCGUCUCGAGGCUGCUGUGGCUCAAUUGGCUGGCCGGCAAGAGCGUCGCCUCGGAGCCGGCGCGGCACAGCAUCGUCGACGGCGUCAUGGAGUUUGUCGAGAGGCCCGUCGGCACCGUCGCGACGCAGGUCGUGUGA